AUGACGGCAAACAGAGUCUCUUAUCACCUCGACCUCCGUGGGCCCUCAAUCCCUUCCACCACAGCAUGCAGCGCGUCAGCUACGGCUCUACAUCUCGCUGUCCAAGCCAUAAGGGCAGGCGACUGCGACGCCGCAGUUGUGGCAGCAUGCCAGCUCAACUUUGGCCUCGAAGAUUGGCUCCAAUAUAGUGGCGCUAAAGUUUUGUCACCUGAUGGGAAAUGCAAGCCCUUCAGUCAAUUUGCGGACGGAUUCGGAAGAGGAGAAGGGGUCGCAUCAGUUGUCUUGAAGUCACUAGAGCGUGCACAGACAGACGGGGACAAGAUUUAUGGCGUGAUAAUCGGUACUGGUCUCAACUCAGCCGGAUUUCUUGCACCGGUAAGCGCACCAGUCGCCGAGGUGCAAGCGGACGCGAUGAAACGCGCGUUCCAAGGUACUGGGUACGUACCUAUGGAAGUUGACUACAUUGAAGCCCACGCAACAGGGACAUCCGCCGGAGAUCCAACAGAGGCCAACUGGAUUGGUGAAAAUUUCAAGCGUCCCAAUUCUCUUAUCCGAGUUGGUAGUGUCAAGGGAAAUGUCGGACACCUUGAGGCUGUUUCUUUCUUUGCCUCGAUCUCCAAGGCUUGUUCGAUAUUCAGCACUGGACUUAUCCCUCCGACCGUCAAUGUCACCCAAUCCACGAGAAACCCGAAGAUUCGUUGGGAUGAACAUCAAUUACAUGUAGUGACAGAGACUACGCAUCUCAGGGAACUGGAAGAUCCAAAACGUGCUUUGAUUGCGAUAGCAGGGUCUGGCAUUGGAGGUGUAAACGGCCAUUGCCUGUUGGAGGAACCACCCAAGGCCACCUCGACUCCCCGAGGAUAUUAUAAUGGAAGCCUCUGCCUGUUGGUGGGAGGAGGACUUUCGCUUCGCUCGGCAACGGCUGUAUGCGAGUCCCUGCAGGAGUCGUCGGGCUCGGUGGCAGCACUUGCUCGGACGUACGGGAGGCGCUCACGAUCUAUGACUUGGAAAAGCUACGCGAUACACCACCCUAAAGGGGGUCUUUCUCGCUUUGCAUCUCCCACGCUAGCGCCUCGGUCGCCUCCCCCCCUCGUCAGUUUUCUCUGGUCAAGGCGCUCAACAUCUCCUAAUGGGAAAACAACUGUUCAAGGAUUUCCCUUUCUUUCAGCAGAACAUCCUUGA
Messenger RNA from Marasmius oreades (fairy-ring Marasmius), 1182 nucleotides. RefSeq lists its product as uncharacterized. Bases 1 to 1182 code for a protein of 393 amino acids. The transcript is spliced from 7 exons. Gene Ontology annotation, molecular function: fatty acid synthase activity. Gene Ontology annotation, biological process: fatty acid biosynthetic process. NCBI's taxonomy places the organism in Eukaryota, Fungi, Basidiomycota, Agaricomycetes, Agaricales, Marasmiaceae. The record is from RefSeq and is a predicted model, not a curated record.